Salvelinus namaycush (lake trout) is the source of this 1401-nucleotide messenger RNA. Its product is annotated as probable G-protein coupled receptor 83. Bases 1 to 1401 code for a protein of 466 amino acids. The record is from RefSeq and is a predicted model, not a curated record. Lineage: Eukaryota; Metazoa; Chordata; Actinopteri; Salmoniformes; Salmonidae. Gene Ontology annotation, cellular component: membrane. Gene Ontology annotation, biological process: neuropeptide signaling pathway. Gene Ontology annotation, molecular function: neuropeptide Y receptor activity. The transcript has 4 exons.
AUGCGAGGUGCGUGUCUGUGGCUGUCCCUCACCUAUUUGGCCGCCAACCCCUACGGGUUGGGGGCACGGGAAUACAACAACUCAACCGUUAUCGGCGGGGUUCUAUUUGUGGAUGCAGAAGGGCUGUUGAACCUGUCAGACCCGUACACGUCCAACCGGACAAAUGUCUUCUCGCUGGACCUGGACGAGGGCACGCUCGCGGACUGGCGCUCCAUGGCGGGAAAAAAGCGCUACGGGGGAGAGUCCCAGAACGGGACCGUGAAAUCCCUACUGGUCGUGGCUUACUCUGUCAUCAUUGUCAUCUCGCUGUUCGGAAACACGCUGGUGUGUCACGUGGUGAUCAAGAACAAGCGGAUGCACUCCGCCACGAGCCUGUUCAUCAUUAACCUCGCGGUGGCAGACAUUCUCAUCACGCUGCUCAACAUGCCCUUUACUUUGGUUCGCUUUGUGAACAGCAGCUGGGGGUUCGGGAAGGGUAUGUGCCACAUCAGCCGGUUCGUCCAGUACUGCUCCCUACACGUAUCCACACUCACUCUCACGGCAAUCGCGCUGGACAGACGCCAGGUCAUUCUCCACCCUCUGAGGCCCCGCAUGUCCCCGACUCGCGGCGUUGUGUGUGUGAUUCUCAUCUGGGUCAUGGCCAGCUGCUUCUCCUUGCCUCAUGCUAUCUACCAGAAGCUCCUAACCUUCGUGUACAGUAAGGAGAAGGUGCGCAGCCUUUGUGUCCCCGACUUCCCCGAGCCCUCUGACGUCUACUGGCAGUGCAUCGACCUCCUCACCUUCAUCCUCCUCUACGUCCUACCCCUCCUCAUCAUCACCGCCGCCUACUCAACCGUGGCACGCCGCCUGUGGCGCCGUAACACUAUCGGGGACACCACCACUGCGCAGUUCGCUGUGCAGCGGCGGAAGCGGCGGCGCACCCUGGCUAUGUUGUUGGCGGUUGUUGGGGUGUUCGCGGUAUGCUGGUUCCCUCUGAACUGUUACGUGGUGCUUCUCUCCAGCCAGGCCAUUCAGUCAUCCAAUGCCUUGUAUUUCUGUUUUCAUUGGCUGGCGAUGAGCUCAACGUGUUACAAUCCCUUCAUUUACUGUUGUCUGAACCCCGCCUUCCGCCAGGAGCUAAGGCUGCUAUUGGGCAUGUGCCAGAGGAGGGGGCGUGGACGGGUGGGGCCGGUGCUGGUGGCUCGGCCCUCCUGCGCACCCUGCCACAGAGCCGCCUGGGCGGAGAGCCGCACCGGUUUUCGGCCGAGUCACGCCUCUUCACACCCGAGCCACGCCUCUUCUCGACCAAGCCACUCCUCGUCCUCUCACCAGCCUCCUAAAGACAGGCAUGCCCUUUUCUCCGCUAGACAUGCCAGUAAAACAGACAUCUUAUCAGUGGAGCCUAUAGUAGCUGUCAGUUAA